Molecule: messenger RNA, 1002 nt
Organism: Podospora anserina S mat+
Lineage: Eukaryota; Fungi; Ascomycota; Sordariomycetes; Sordariales; Podosporaceae
Exons: 2
Coding region: 1-1002 (333 amino acids)
Molecular function (GO): protein dimerization activity
Source: RefSeq, a predicted model, not a curated record
AUGUCUGGACUAACUAUCAACUCGUCGACAUCAUUCGACCCAUAUGCCACCACCUCCUUUGAUGCUGCCCAGCUUCAAUCAUACUCUGACUUCUCACCCAUCUUUGACAACUUUGAGGACUUUGGCACCGACUUCAACUCGGACUCGGCAGCCUCCCCCAUCUCCCCCAUCUCUCCUGUUCUCUCCUCAAGCUCCUUCAGCUACCCCACUGCCGACCAGUGGGUUGACUGGGACAGGAUCGAGCACUCCCCAGAGCCCGAAGCUCUGUUCAAGACCAACCCCUUUGACGGGUCCAUCUUGACUAGCAACGCCACCAGCAACAACUACCUCCGCAACCCGUCACUAAGCCCCGCGGUCAACCCCAUGGCCACCGUCAUUGGCACCGAAGGCAUCGACAGCCAAGCGCCCCUCUUCCAAACGGCGCCCAUCAUGGUUGCCCCUCUCCCCUCCCAACAACGCCAGAUGGCUGCCUCCAUGGACGAUGCCUCCAAGAGGUACCCAUCCCGCAACCUUAAGCGCAAGACCUCAAUCCCGUCCGAGGACGACGAGCCCCUCCCCGCGUCCAAGCGGUCCUCCCCCCCACCAGCAGCCGCCCCUCGCCGGUCUUCCAAGGACAACUCCGCCGCCGGACCCAAGAAGACGGCCCACAACAUGAUCGAGAAGCGGUACCGCACCAACCUUAACGACAAGAUUUCGCAGCUCCGCGACGCCGUCCCAGCACUCCGCAUCGUGGCGCAGAGAAUGGAGAACCCCGGCGCCUACGAGGAGAAUGGCGCCGACGACAUGAUGGCGGACGAGAUCCUCGGCGGUCUCUCCCCAGCGGCCAAGCUCAACAAGGCCACCAUCUUGGCCAAAGCCACCGAGUACAUCAUGCAACUGGAGCGGAGAAACCUCGGACUGGAGACGGAGAACAAUGCGCUGAGGGGGAGAAUGGAGGGGUUGGAGAUGCUUUUGAUGAGCAGAGGCGGCCCUCAGCCACAGCAGCUUCCUGUUUGGAACUAG